AUGAGCAAUUUUCAGCUGCAGCUAAGCAGCGUAUACGUGAUCUGUUGUAUGUUCGUCCUGGCCAGCAGCAAGGUGCCAACCAAAACACAUACGAACAGCUGGCGGGAUUUGAUCUUUGGCAGCAAGUGGCUGUCCCCGACGCCGCGUCAGCGCGAGUCCAAGUUUUUACCCAUCUUUGCCCUGGUGCCCAUUGGACCAAGCAGCUGUGCCGCGCCCUCCGGCGAGCAGGGCAACUGCAUUGCCAACAAGGAUUGCCUGCUACGCAAUGGCAUUCCGGCCGGACCCUGCGGCGGUGGCUACGGCGUCUGUUGCAUAUUUCUACAAACCUGCGGCGGCAUCAUACGCGAAAACUCCACGUAUUUUGUGAAUCCGAAUCAUCCGGAUGUCUACGAUGGCACCGGCAGCUGUCAGGUGACCGUGCAGAAGCUGCAUCCAGAUAUCUGCCAGUUGCGCUUGGACCUGGACAUGUUUUCGAUAGCGCCACCCGAGGCGGCCAAUCAUUUGUGCAAUCAGGAUCAGCUGCUGAUUUCGGGCGGUAGUCCCACGCCCACCAUAUGCGGCAGCUCCACAGGCGAUCACAUGUACAUCGAUGCGGGUCUGGGUCAGAGCAAUCCCAUUGUGCUGUCCGUGAUAACCAGCGCCAGCUUUCCGCGCCUGUGGCGCGUGCGCGUCACUCAAAUCCACUGCGGCAGCAUUAGCCGUGCGGACCAGGGCUGCCUGCAGUACUACACGACGAUCAGUGGGCGUGUCCGGAGCUUUAACUACAACACAGUGGGCGGGCGUCAGCUCUCGAAUCAAGACUACAGCAUUUGCAUACGGAGCGAGCGCAAUUUCUGCGGCAUUCAGUACAAUGCCUGCCCGGAUCUGGAGAACAAUCGUUCGCGUGCCUUCACCAUAUCCGGCAACUCCAACAAUCCGGUGCCCACCAUGGUGGGUGGCGGCGGUGCUGGUGCGGGUGGUGGGGCGGCACCCAAUGGCAAUGGCUGCAUCAGCGACUGGCUGCUAAUUGGCUGCAUACGCUCCGCGGAUCGCAUACCGCCGCUGCCCGGCUGCGAGGAUCGCGUCUGCGGCGGCACCUUCAGCGCCGAGGCGGGCAUGCUGGCCAAGACCGUGCAGUCCAGCGUACGUCCGUUUCGCCUGUAUUUUCACACUGACGGCGUGGAGGCGCCCAAUGAUAUAGACAAUCGUGGCUUCUGUCUGGACUACGUGCAGCAGCCGUGCACGAAUGGAUAUUGA
This is a messenger RNA of Drosophila novamexicana, 1236 nucleotides long. RefSeq lists its product as uncharacterized. The transcript is spliced from 5 exons. The coding region runs from base 1 to 1236 and encodes 411 amino acids. Lineage: Eukaryota; Metazoa; Arthropoda; Insecta; Diptera; Drosophilidae. The record is from RefSeq and is a predicted model, not a curated record.